Brassica napus (rape) is the source of this 4713-nucleotide messenger RNA. RefSeq lists its product as uncharacterized. Lineage: Eukaryota; Viridiplantae; Streptophyta; Magnoliopsida; Brassicales; Brassicaceae. Bases 109 to 720 code for a protein of 203 amino acids. The record is from RefSeq and is a predicted model, not a curated record. The transcript has a single exon.
UAUAUCUUCCUCGAACAUUCUUUUCUAUAUAUAUACACACUUAUAUCUUCCUGGAUCCUGUCCUAACACACACUUACCCCUUUCCUCUCUUAGAUCUUUCUUCACAUAAUGGGAAACUACGCUUCUUGUGCUCUAAGCAACAUAACGCCUUCUUCUUCUUCUUCAAAAGUGAUUCUCCCUGACGGUGAAGUGCGUCACAUUCACGCGCCGACUAAAGCCGCUGAGCUUAUGAUGGAGAUUCCGAGCUUCUUCCUCGUCGACGCCAAAACGUUAAAGAUCGGUCGGAAACUUAAACCGUUAGCCGCCGACGACGAUCUCCAAACUAGAGGCUGUCACGUGUACGUUGCUUUUCCUAUGACGCGUGCCACGUCAGCAGCAAACGCUUCGGACAUGGCUCGGUUGUUUUUAGCCGCCAAGAAACAACAGCGCAGACGAGUCAGAACAGCCGUGAAACACUGUCACAACGGAAGGAUUUCGCCGGAGGGAGAGGAUGACGUCAAGAUGAUGUCGGCGGGAUCUAAGCUGAUGAGUUUAGUAGACAUUGAUGAGUUUUCUGCGGCGGAGUUUAUGCAUAGAAUCUCGAAUUCGAAAUCUAAGAAACCGAAGCUGGAAACCAUAGCUGAAGAAGAAUCUAUCUUAAACGGACUUGAAAUCAAACAAUUAUUGGAACUUGAUUUUUUCAACGCUUUUUUUAAUAUUAGUUAUUGUUCUCGUUUGUAGUGUUAUUGAGAAUGAACAUGUAAUGAUAAAAUUCUUUAAUUUUAUGUAACUGUAAAUUAAAUAAUCUUUAAGCUCUUAACCCGUUAUGAUAAAGUCUACAACAUUUUUAUAGUAUUUGUUUUUCAAUCAGUAUUUAAUAAUUUAGUGAAUCCUAAAAAUCAAAAUUACACCACCUUUUAUUUAUUUUUCUUAAAACAACUAUUAAAGUCGUAGUAGGUAUUUGUACAAAAAUAAACACACAGUUACAAUCAGAGCCAAUCCUAGAAUAUUUAAAACCAUAAGCAAAAAACAAAAAAGUGGCUGGAACUGUACCAACUAAUGGUUGAAGCUGUGAUCUGAGGAAGGUGAAAUGAGUGAGCAUUGCCACUAGAGACUAAAGAGGAUACCCGGAUUAUGUGGCCGAAAAGUAUUUGUCACAAAAUAAACGGCCACAAGCAAUUGCUUCAUUCGCUUGAUGCUAGAUUCUACAAGCAAGUCUUUGCUGUUAUAUCUUUCAAAACUGGAGUUUCUACAAUUUCAAAGCAACUUUCUACAACUUCAUAGCAACUGAUUCUACUACUACUGUUACAAGGCUAAAAGAAAACUAUUGUAUCCUCAAGAUCACGGUUGCUGCUGGUAUCGAUUGAAUAUGAAUCUCUUAGCUUGCAACCUCCUGAAAAGCAGUGAAUGUCUUAAAACAUGUUGAAUAUCCCUUCACGCCAUCCAAACCAUGCCCCAUGAACAAUGCCAUCUUUCACGUCUCCUUGCCCUGAAAAAUCCAACACUGUUGGGGGUGGAUUUACAUCCUUCUUCAAGGCCCAUUAGACAAGGAAUUAGACCCAUAUUGCUAGAAAGCCCUAGGCUUCAUCCUUCUAUAAAUAAGGAGCUACCUCCUUAUGAGAAAGGAUCUCUUCUUCUCCAUUUUAGACUUAGAACACUUCUUAUAAAGGGUUUAUGGAUUAUUAGAUUUCUUUACACUUGUAAUCCUACAUGUAAUACAAUCUUAAAUCAAUAAACUUUUUUGAUGUUCAUUUCUCAUUUGAUUCUUUUAAGAUUUCUCCUAAACCUCAAGAAUCUAAGCUUUUAUCUUUAGAUUCUUUAUUUGAUUGAUUCCAACAAACAUCACAAAGAUAAACACCAUUUUUGGAUCAAACAAUUGGCGCUAGAAGGAGGGGGCAAGGAGAACUAUCUUUGAAGAAUUGAACUUGAGAACGAAUCAUGCAAAUGAGUAAUCAUCGGUUUCUACUCCAUUACAAAAGUCAAGGAUUUGGGCUCAAAGAGAUUCAUAUUUCUUUUGAGAAAAGAAGCCCAAAUUAGACCCAACCAUAUCUCGUCGACACCUCACCCUCAUCAUUCCCUCCGGGAUAAUCACGGCGACGACACCACACACGAAACGGUGGCGAUCUGCUCCAAGUCAUCAAAUCUAAUGGCGAAGAAACCAGCGGCGAAGAGUGACGGGGUCGCAUCCUCAGCUCUUCACGAAGAAGCUGUUCGCGGCGGAGAUCCCGGCGACGACUGAGCCAUCAAAACGAGCAGCGAAGAACCUAAGCGGCAGAGGCGUUAUCAGCGUCAUUCUCGUCGAGAAAUCAGCCCUAGCUUGCUCUGCUUCCGGUAAAGCCGGAGACUUUCUCGCUUUUGAUGGGUGCGAUGGAGACCUUAAGUAACUCUCAGCUCAACGGUGACGGAGUCAGAGCCCGUCUCGAGAGGUUUGGGUUUACCGGCGUGUGUCAACCAGAAGAUCUAGCCAGCGGUGGUUUCAAGAUCAAUGAUGAAGCUCUCUCAUGAAAGCUGGGCUUUCUUCUUGUGGGACUUUGAUCAAACACUUGGUGGGCUAAUAAUAACGUGAAGCAACAAUGGUUAUUUCCCUCUUUGCCGACUUCAACCUCGACCUUGCCGACGAAGAUCACGAUCUCGUUAACUUUGAAGACUUCUGGCUGUGGCUGUGACGAACAAUCAAUCAUCUCAUCAAGGUGUUACCUCCUCAUGAGGGUUCGAUCAGUGGGCUUAGCAGAAUGAAUGGUCAUGACCAAGAGCUCGCCACGUUAGUACGAGCAUCAUCAUCAAGUUGAUGAUCUCCCGACAGUAACGAGCCAAGAAGCUUCCCGACGAGCUCCUCUCGGCUCGGCCGUUCGUGCUCUAUCAAGAUCAACGUCUUUGAGCUCUAUCUCACCACCAUCUCAGCUCAGACAAGAGCGAUACAUUGAGAUAAGCUUUCUCAAUUUUAACUAAUUAUUAUCAUUAGACCACCUUCUUUUAAACGCCAUAUGCUCGUCUGAUAGUUUGACAGUUAAUUACUUUAUUAAAAUUAUUGGCAAAGUUAAUGGAUUACAGUAGUCGUACGUAAACCUUUAUCCCUUGCUAUAAAAAAAAAUUAAUAUGCUAGCCUGCUAUUAAGUCAUAAAGCAUAUCAACUCUUACAAUUUUAUUGAUUUGCAAGGUCUAAUUAUUAAUGGGGUUUAAAUUUUCUUUGUGAAGAUUAUCUUUUUGAUGAUGACGCUCUUAAGCUCCACAAAGGAAAGCUUAUUGACCACUUGAGCUCUGUUCUUCAAAGACUUGAGCUCCAUCAACGGCAGCUGAAAGUAGAGUUGAGCUCUGUUCUUUGUCAUGACGAGGCCUCCACCAAAGGCUUGUCUUUCACAAGCUUGCUAGAGUUGAGCUCGGCAGGUCCAUGCUUGAUGUCCGUUGCAAGACGUGUCUUAACUCAUGCUUGAGUACACUUGGAAGUAAAGAGCUUAGCUUCUGAUCAUUCACUCGGAUGGAAACGAGACGCCCUCAAGCUCCACAAAGGACAGCUUCUUGGCGACUUGAGCUCUGUUUUUCAAAGACUUGAGCUCCAACGUCAAUAGACAGUCUGUGUUUCUUCUUCAUCAUGACUGAUUUUGAGAAGUGGAGAUUGCAACAUCUCGCAAGGCAUGCUCCAGCUUGUUACUGCCGCUGUUGUGAUUCCACUCAGCUUCACAAGCUUGUUCACUGCUCAAGACUCAUUCCAGUCGCCUCUCUCAUCCGUCUUUAAGCUUGGCCUUGGACAGUAGCAAUCACGUGAUGACCUUGGUAGUAACGAUCUGAUCUCCGCACCCGGCUUCUUACGUUUCACCGCCAUGACGUCUUCAAAAGCUCCGUCAACAGAAGCUUGUCGCCAAGUUCUCAAGACUCCGCACCGGCUUUGUCCUCGGCAUUCAUCUCAUCUCGUCACUCAUUUUGUAUCUUCACUGAGGAGACACCAUGAUCAAUAGAGAAUACAGUGAGAUGUCCAUUGCCCGGCUAGAAAGUAUGCACACGCCACUAGUGUCAUCAAGGGAUCAUGGGAGUCACGAGGAAAGAGACAACAAGAUGCGAAGUCACACGUUAAGCUUCAGAUACAUCAAGUUCUACGAACUUAUACUCAUCUUCAACACGUGUCAUCAUGUUUCCAUCAAAGCAUGAACAACUCCAGAUUAUCAUCACGAGACGAGCUCUUUCCCUUAUACAAACAGAGUAGAGAAGACGAAGAAUAUGAGACGCUCUUUGCAAAUGAUGGCGAUUUGGUCACAGUCCUCACAACUCUCUUGGCGACUUCAUCUUCACUGAUCACCAACUCAACAGCACAAGCCGGCACAUUUCUCAGCAUCAUCAUAGCCUGACGAGCAUACACACCAACUACUUGUUCGGCACACACGAUCUCAACACGAGACUUCGGGUCGGCAAUAGUUCGGUAAACAUGUAUUUUAGGCACGAGUUUAAAUUGAACUUGCUUUUUAUUAGGCACGAGUUUGUUGGCGACUCGCUUAUUGUUAGACACGAGUUUACAAAAACUCGUCUUUGGCUAGGCAUGAGUUUACAGAAGCUCUCCUUCUACUAGGUUCGAGCUCUCAGUAAACUCGCCUCUGUCUUAGCAUGGGUUAAGUAAACUCGUCUUUCGCUAAGCACGAGUUUAAAGCAAACUCGCUUAUUACUAGGCACAAGUUCGAAAUAAACUCGCCUAAACCGUCAUAGGCAUGAAUGUGUCUAGUUCAUUGUCUAAUAAACCCUAUUCGU